CCAAUGGUCGUUCGAUCUGAAGAUAACCUGCUUCUUCAAGCGAAUUUAACUCUGCCUCGAGGGACUCGGGAAGGAAACAUACGUGGGACAGAACGAAUUUUGUCCAAGAUGUCAGGAAGGCUGCCCCGAUUGCGUGCACUUCGUCCACGACCCCAGCAGCUAAAGCACGAGCCGCAUAAGGAAGGUAACCUUAAAGAGGACCGACAGGAAGUCGCAAUGAGGGAACAUGAGAUGCAGAGUGACACUGAAGAAAUCUCGUACAGCGUCAGAAACGACGAAGGUUUAAUAAAGAACAAUCUGAAACAUGAACCAGAAAGGCUUGAUUGUUCAGGGCCUUCGCAAAGUUACGAAUGCAAAACGUGCAAGCCAUCAAAACCUUUAACAAGUCUUAAGGCGUAUCUCGAUCAUCUGAAAAAAGAGCACAAACAGAAGGGAAAAUUUAUACGUGAUACUGGAAAUAGGUGCUCUAUGUGUUCAUAUGUUGCACUGAACUCAAGGGAUCUUGAAACUCAUCAGAGAGUGCAUCAUUUAAAGAGGAGAUUUUUCCGAUGUGCUAAGUGUUCUUAUGUAACACAUGUACGUGCUCGUUAUACAAAGCAUGUGAAGUAUCACUCGAUGCCAAUGAUUAAGUGCGAUGCCUGUGAUUUUCGUACACCAUACAAGUGGAAUUUGGACAGACACACCAGAAACCAUGGAGGUGGAGGGGCUUUUCAAUGUCGUGCUUGUAAUUUUACAGCUGAUAUUAGACAAAGUUUAACAGUACACGAAACUAAUCAUCAUGAACCUCCUGUAGGUCAAACAAAUCGUAAAUCUUGCAAUCCUUUUGAACGUAAACCAAGAAAUAGCCCUAAACGAUAUAACCAGGUGGGUGCAAGUGACUUUCGAGAUUCACUGCAUAUAUCUGGAAGUACAACAGUGUCAAUCAGUCCUGGAGACUCAUUUAUUUCUGAUCAUUCUAUGGAAGAUAAAAGAAAUGCAAUAGCUAAUGCAGAGUGUAUAGCAUUAAAGUGUGAGGAGAAAGGUUGCCAAUUCAUCACUGCAUGGGAUUCUGAGAUGCAAAGACACUUGGCAGAAUGUCAUGCUCCAAUCAUAUCAAAUAAAUCUAGAAAACCACUGCCAAUGUUAAUUCCUUUAAGUCCUGCUAAACCAAACAAUACUACCUCCAGUGGACUUUCGACAACAUUGCUAAAAGUUCCGCGUGUCAGGGUAAGACCGGAACUCGCGCAAAUCGCAAGAGAUACGGAACUGGCGAAGUUGUAUGGAAGUAAAGAAGCCAGCAACUUAAAGAAGGAUGCGAAUAACGCGGCAGAUUUAUUUGAAAAAAAAAAUGCGUCCUUCUUUGAUAAGCUUAAGGAAAAGCUUACUACGACGGCGUCAAUUAAUAACGGAGUGCCGGAGGUAGCUGUAAGUACUACGAACGAUUUGAAAUGCUGGUGUACUUUUAAAGCUAGUAGCAUGGAAGAGCUGGCUUGUCACAAACAAACACACCACACUGCUCUCAGUGUAUCUGUGGGUACAACGCGUUGCCCUAAAUGCAGAAGACGUUGCAAAAGUUCGACUGAUCUACAAGUGCAUAUGCAGUGUUGUCACUCGACAAGCAACGAUACGUCCUCCAUACACAAUAGCUUAGAAAAAUUAUCAAAUUGUUCAGAACUACGUGUGACCUCGUAUCGCGGUGAAUAUGCAUUCCCAGCGCAAACGGAUUGGGACGUUAAUCUCAGCGGACUGAAUUCUUCUGGAUCAUCGGUUGAAGGCUCCUCGACGCAUCCAAGUGGCCGACGGGUAUUCAAAUGCCCGCAUUGUCCAUUUUGGGCAUCCACCGCAAGUCGUUUUCAUGUUCAUAUUGUCGGUCAUUUAAAUCGGAAGCCAUUCGAGUGUUCCCUAUGCGCGUAUCGCUCUAACUGGCGGUGGGACAUCACAAAACAUAUUAAACUUAAAGCAGCUAAAGAUCCAGUUCAUAUGACUGCCAGGGUACUUAUGACGGAUGAAACAGGUCGACGGAAUUAUUCCAAAUAUAACAAAUAUCUUGCACAGGUCGAGCAACAGUCAUGGGAUGAUCAGAACAUGGAGGAGCGUAGUGUUGAAGAGAGCACUUCCGACGAACCACCGACUAAAUUGUUGAUAAUGAAUAGCAGCGAUUAUCUGCAAACACCUGAACUCACAUCCACUCCAGUUUCAAUCAUAUCCGCGGGCGAGGGAAAUAAUAUUAACACUAUUAACAUUGGAUUAAGACCACCGCCGCCUCUGAAAGCAGCCACCCGGAACAGAGGUCAAUCUUUACUUAAGAACAAUCUGAUUUCUCCCCAUACACAAAGUGGAUCGAGUGGAUCCACUUCGGCUACAAUCACAGAGGAGAAUAAGCGCACCAUGUGGAAGUGUAAGCGUUGUAACUUUCGACAUUCCAACAGAGAAACCGUUUCGUUGCACGUUAGGUCUCACAGUGAAUCUGAACAACAUCAUGGUGAAGAAAAGAAUGCAUUUGGUUGUGGAGACUGUCCAUUUUUUGCACCUGAUGCUACAACUCUAUCAAUGCACAGAGUUCAUCAUCGUCCCAACUUGGAGGCAAUCUUCAAAUGUUACCUAUGUCCAUAUUAUGUCAGCACAAAGAUAGAGCUUUUGGAUCAUGUUAGACUUCACGGAGAAGAGCUUGCUGUUGUACAUCAACAAAAUAUGGAUUAUAAUCUCUCAUCUAUUAAGGCUAAAACACAGCAAGUUUUAAGUCCUGAUGCUAGCAUUAGUCGCUUAAAACAGGAGAAGCCUGUAGAACAGGUGAUUCACAUAACCACGCAAAACAACGUAACUUGCAUCACAAAUGUCUCGAAAAAUACUGGUGUACCGCCACCUUUGCUACUGGAUACCCGAGCACUGCCUGAAGCUCCAUUGGUGUGGGUGUCCCGACCAGAUGGUACACUUGCGAAAAUGUUAAAAUGUCGUCAUUGCCCGUUCGUGUCUUCACGACGUGCCGAAGUCCGCGAUCAUGAGACCAUGCAUCUCGAUUCACCCAACUGCGGCCCCGUGAUCGCUUGUACGGAUUGUAGUUUCACUUGUAUGCGGCGAGAUGUUAUGGUCGCUCACACAGAUAUGCAUUCCGGUUCCUUAGGCACCGUACACUGUUUAGUGGAUGAUUCGAGGCCAGACUCGCAGCAACUGAACGACCUGGCUACGCUUCUCGGCUUCACACAUUCUCCCGUGUUGGGUUCAGAGCCUGAUCUACGGGAUCUGAGGCUAGUGCAUUGCUGUAGUAAAUGUCCAGCGCGGUUCCUUUGUGAGAAAGAGCUGAGAAUUCAUUUGAGAUAUCAUUCUACAGAAUUAGCUUACUCUUGCCAAUGGUGCUCCUAUGCCGCCCGACAGCCAGCUCAUCUCCUAGCCCAUCAGAAGGCGCACUCAACGGAGUACCAAGAGCGUACAAAGUAUUUAUUGUCUCUUUACGGCCAUUCGCAACGAUAUCCACCACCUACCACAGCCUGCGUCGAAGCAAACAACCAAGAAUCAAAUGGAUCUACGCCUACUGUGGCAUGGAUUGUAGUCGAGGUAACCGAGACUUCGAGCAACAGUAUGAGCAAUGCGAAUCAACGAACUGGGAAUCAAGUAUUCACUUGUGCCAAAUGUCCGGCUCGUUACUUUAAGCUAGACGCUCUGGAGUAUCACAUGACUCUGCACGGCUCGAACAACAGAUUCAAGUGCACCGAAUGCGACUAUUCGUCAAAGACAGCUCAGAACCUGGUGAAGCAUCAAGUGGUUCACCGACGUCAGAAUGAAACUAGCGAGUUGAACGCUAAUUUGACGCCACCUCCGCCUGAUCCGCAAUUUGGUCUCUUCAUGCGUGGCAAUCCUAACUUUGUAUAUCCUGGUUAUUUGAGAAAUGGUAGAUUGAAGGAAAAACGAUACAAGUGUCACAAAUGUCCCUCAGCCUUCGAAAAACGAGAACAGUAUAGAGUUCACUUAACGUUGCACGGUGCGAAACAGAGAUACCGCUGUGACACUUGUGAUUAUUCUGUCAAAUAUUAUGCCAAUUAUAUCCAACAUCUGAAGAAACAUCAGGCUAAUGCGGAGGCACAGGCUUCGCGCAGGCAAUUCGAGGACGAUACGAUUACUAUAGAUAGUGAUACAGUUCCUGAUAAUAUGAAUUCUAUUUCUCGUUCAGGAAAGACCCUGAAAUCGUGCAAUAAUUCAGCCACAACUAUAUCUACAAAUGGUAUAUCGAUGUUGAAUUACGGUGGAGUUCAGGCUUCGAAUCAAGACAAGCAGUCUUUGAUGUUGUUGCAGAAGAAGGGAAUACUUUUGUCGUCUAACGAUGAGGUAGAAACAUUACGAUGCCAAAAUUGUCCAUUUUCUACGUGUGAUAAGGAUGCUUUGGACGCCCAUAAACGUAGACAUGGUAUCGAGAGAAUGACGCCAUCUUGUCCCCAUUGUGAUUAUAUACCGCGAAAAGACGAGAACGUCGGUGAACAUAUUAGAUUACAUUUUACAAGACUUUAUAAACCGGAAUCCUAUCUUAUUAUAGAGUUAUUAACAUUGACAAUGAAGAAGAUUACUUCGAAUAGUAAAGAAGAAAAACAAAAAGCUGCCGAAUUACUUUUUAAGGAGUACGCAGAUGGACGAUUCUUUCCGUUCACUGAUACUAAUUCUUUUGGUAGCCCCUCCACUGUAAACAGCCACAAGGAGAAAGUCAUAGUAGAUCCAAAUACUGGAGAAACGAAACAUUUAGCCGUUUAAGAAAAUAUAACCCUAAAUAAAC
Molecule: messenger RNA, 4738 nt
Organism: Habropoda laboriosa
Lineage: Eukaryota; Metazoa; Arthropoda; Insecta; Hymenoptera; Apidae
Product: zinc finger protein 91-like
Exons: 11
Coding region: 4-4716 (1570 amino acids)
Biological process (GO): regulation of gene expression
Cellular component (GO): nucleus
Source: RefSeq, a predicted model, not a curated record